UUUUGGAUUGAAUCCGAGUGGAUGUUAAAAUUAGGAAUGGUUAUCGUUGCGCAAGUGUGCAUUUUCAGUUUUGACCACAGUCGGAGGGUAUUUUUAAAUCUACAUACAUAAGCGUGGGUCCUGCGUAGGCUAUGUGGGCUGUCAGGCCAAUGCGAUGGGGAUAAGGGCGAAUACGGAAUUCAGAACCGCUACGAAAGUGGCAGUGAGCGCAGCGCAGACAGAAAUGCACGGAUGGAGCAUUCGAGGUCGCUAUCUCGGUAGUAAACUGGGCGACAUGCAAAGAAAAGUCGCCUCUUACCUGACGUCGGAGAUGGAUCCGGAGACCAGCGCGAGCGCGGCGCAUCUGAAGAGGGCCAUGGAGGAGCUGCUCAACCAGACUCGCCCUGCCGACGGCAAAACUGUCCGUAGCGUUAGACCGGAAAAUUCUCUCAGAAAAUUCGGCGUAUCCAGAAACCAAGCCCAAGAAGCCCUCUUGAGCCAUCAGAGACCGACGCCUCCUGCCGAUAACUUGAAUCCCACCGAUGCCCCUUCUCUUAAAAAUGCCAAAAAGUUCUGGAACCACUUCAUGUUAAGGAGAAGAUCCGAUUUCCAGUCCAUCCUACCCAUUAGGAACAAUGAGGUACACCAGGAAAAGUGCCGCAAAAUCCCCUUUCUGCAGAGAGUGGUUCACGAGGACUGCGAGACGCUCGUGCUGAAGAAUCACCUGUGCUUCGGGAGGUGCAGCUCCGUGCACGUGCCCAGCAGCGAGGAGGGCCGCUACACCUUCUGCUCCUACUGCUCGCCGGUCAAGUUCAGCCGCAAGACCGUGCAUCUGAAAUGCGCGGGCGACACGCGCGUGGCCAAAGCCGUGACGAUGGUGGAGGACUGCCAGUGCGAGGUGCAGAGAGGCAGGCACUCUCACCACCACAACGGACCCGUGCUCAUCGACCCCAGCCUGUUCGGAAACCAGGCCUAGUGGAAACUGCAUCUCGCGCGCAAAGGCGCAACGGAGCGCCUUUGUAAAAUCCUGUAUAUACCCGUUUUUAGUAUGUUUUUUUUACUAUUAUCGAUC
This is a messenger RNA of Anguilla anguilla (European eel), 1051 nucleotides long. Its product is annotated as cerberus-like. The transcript is spliced from 3 exons. Lineage: Eukaryota; Metazoa; Chordata; Actinopteri; Anguilliformes; Anguillidae. The record is from RefSeq and is a predicted model, not a curated record. Gene Ontology annotation, biological process: signal transduction involved in regulation of gene expression; determination of heart left/right asymmetry. Gene Ontology annotation, molecular function: morphogen activity. The coding region runs from base 155 to 955 and encodes 266 amino acids.